Molecule: messenger RNA, 3772 nt
Organism: Thrips palmi
Lineage: Eukaryota; Metazoa; Arthropoda; Insecta; Thysanoptera; Thripidae
Product: adipocyte plasma membrane-associated protein-like
Exons: 9
Coding region: 179-1999 (606 amino acids)
Biological process (GO): biosynthetic process
Molecular function (GO): strictosidine synthase activity
Source: RefSeq, a predicted model, not a curated record
AGCGGGGCAGGGGCGGGGAGGGAAGGGGGCGGCCAGCCAACCUGUACGCCAACCGACAAGAACAAGAAAGCAAACGUCACUGUCAGCAGCGGUCGGUAAGGGAGCGGUGUCGGUCGAAAGGCCCCUUCCAAGUCGUCAAGCGGUCGCUGGUCGCGAGCGGGUUGUUCUACCUGCCAAGAUGGGUUGCCUUUCGUGUACCUGGACAUUUGUCAAAAUUUUCUUGCUGUGCGCCAUUAUCACAUUCCUCCCUGGCCUUCCACCCCAUGCCGAAUUCAAAGAAUACUCUGUUGUCAGGCCAAAGGCUUUGGAUGCUGAACUAUUGUUAAGAAGGCAUCUAGACAAAGCUGAGCGUAUAUUUGAUGGCCAGAUAACAGGUCCCGAAGCCUUUGCGGUGUACAAUGGCGCUGUUUACACUGGAAUUGACGGAGGUUUUGUUGUUCAAAUUGAUGAGGGAGAAAUUAAGCCCGUGGUGAAGUUUGGAGAAAAUUGUGAGGACAUUACCGAGGAGCACAUCUGUGGUCGUCCUCUUGGCCUGAAAUUUGAUGCCGCAGGAAACCUGUAUGUUGCUGAUGCUUACUAUGGAAUCUUCAAGUACAAUAUCCAAAAAGCUGAAAAAACACUGUUGGUAGGUGUUGAUGAAGAAAUUGAAGGGAAGAAAUCGAAGUUUAUAAAUGAUCUAGCUGUUGCUAAGGAUGGAACAGUGUAUUUCACAGUCACCACCACAACAUUCCCACUGUUUGAUGCUCUUUACGCUCUUCUCUCCCCUGGGGAUGGAAGAGUUGUCAAGUAUGAUCCUAGAAGUAAGAAAGCAACUGUUCUAGCUGAAGGCCUCUUGCUGCCCAAUGGCAUUGCUCUUUCUAAGAAUGAAGAUUUCCUUGUUUUUUCUGAAACUGCUGCUGCCCGAGUUAUGAGGUUGGAUUUGAAGGGAAACAACAAGGGCACAGUUAGCAUUUUGGCUGAAGGUCUCCCUGGGUUACCUGACAACAUCAGGUUUGAUGGACAGGAUGGAUUCUUCGUGGCUCUUGUCGCUUCUGCUGAUGAGUCUCACCCAGCUUUACCUGUGACAUUGGCGCCUUUCCCUAACAUCCGGAAAUUCUUGGCCCGUGUUCUUUACCUUCUUGAAAUGCCUUUUAUCCAAAUCCACAAAUUGUACCCCAAUUACUUCACUCGUCGUGCCAUUCACUCGAUUGGCCACUUUAGUGUAACUCAGCCUCUUCUUGGUGAUCAUGUCACCAUCUUGCACCUUGACUCUAAGGGGGAUAUCACUGAUGCACUUGUCGGUAGAGAUGGUUCUGUGAGCCACAUUAGUGAUAUGAUUGUGUCUGGCGAUUACAUUCUCCUUGGAUCACCUUACAAUAACUACAUUGGUCGGGUUCCCCGACCUAAUGCACCACACCAUGUCACCAUUAAAAAUGUUCGAUUUGAAUCGGCAGAAGAAGUUGAUGAGUCUGCUGCCAGGAAGGCUGCAGAAGAAGCUCAAGCUGUACGAGCCAGAGAAGAACAAGCCAGAAAGGCUGCUGAGGCAGCUUCUAAAGCAAAGAAGGCUGCAGAAGAAGCUGCAAACAGGAAGGCAGCUGAGGAAGCAGCAAGACUGAAGAAAGAAGCUGAAUCUGCAGCCCAAAAGGCAGCCCAAGAGGCUAAGGCUAAACUGGCUGCGGAGGAAGCCAAGAAGAGAGCGGCAGAAGAGGCACAAGCAAGGAAAUUAGCAGAAGAGGCACGAGCAAAGAAAGCAGCAGAAGAGGCUCGAGCCAAGAAAGCAGCAGAAGAAGCAAGAGCAAAGAAAAUAGCGGAAGAAUCAGCCAAGAAAGCAGCUGAAGAGGCAAGGUUAAAGAAUGCCGCAGAGGAUGCAGCGAAGAAAGCCGCUAAGGAAGCUAAAGCCAAAAAGGCAGCUGAAGAAUCCGCUAAGAGAGCAGCUGAGGAAGCCAAGGCAAAGAAAUUAGCCCAAGAAGCUCAGUUUGCUAAAGAAACUAAGGCUAGGAAAGCUGCUGGGGAAUUGUAACUGAAAAAGGCGACUAAAGAAUCAGCCAAGAAGAAGACGCCAGAAGAAGAAAAAGCAAUCAAGGCUGCUGGAAACUCAAAUAAAAAUUAGACUUAUCUAAUUUAUUACAAGUUUUUUAAAGUACAAUGGCACAUAAAGUUAUGCGUAUCAUUUAUCAAAAUUGUAUGAAAUUUUCCUUUUCCUGAAAGUGCAUUUGUGGUGCUAGUUGGUAUCUUAUGUCUCUGUUUGUUGUCUUUUUUGUAACUUUUGUAAUUUGAAAGUUAUUUGUAGCCAAGUGCCCUGUGCUCAGUUAGUUGGCUGUGACCUGCUUUAAAAUUUUGAUAAUUCCUCUCACAUUCCAAUAUGUUUUUAGGAUGUCUUGUUAUCUUGCUGUGCAAAUGCAGUACCCCGCCAUUAUCACUUACAUGCCUUAUGUGGGGGAAUGAUUUUUGAAGUGCAACAACUCAUUGCCGUUUUGUUUUGUGCCAAAAACUGAGUUGCUUCUGUAAGAUUCUACUCUAUGUGAGUUUUGUGCUAACGGACUUUCAACAUUCCACGAAUCUUUCCUGUACUUUUUUUGUAAAAUUUGAUCUGCAUGUAUACCUUUUAUAAUUUGCAUAUAGUUGUAGAUUUUUUUUUAAACCAUCAUUUUUGUGGGUAUUUUGCUCACAUCAAUGGAUCUGUGUUCUCAUUUGUAAUGUAAAUUCUAAUGUAUGUAUCCAGAUAUUCGUAGGGCAGCUCUCUUAGAGUCCUGAUGGUGAUGUUUGUGCAUAAUCAUGAAAUGUUUCUCUUUUAUUGAUCUGUUUUUUUCAUGCUAUGUGUCUCAUUUCACCAUUUAAUUUGGUUACUUCCCUUCUUAGACCUGUUUUUACAUGAUUUUGUAUCCCAUCUGAGACCCUUGUGUGUUGCCUCUGCAACGAAGGUAUCCAGACUGAUGAGUGAGUGGUUGUUUCGUUUUGUUUCCAACAGCGAUCUGUAUUUUAAAUCUGGUCAUUAUUUUCUCUGUAUGUUAAAUGGUUGUGGUAACUAUAGCCCUUUCACAGUUGUAGGGCUCUAGUAGUUACUUUUUAGUUGUAAGAUCUUUGUUCAACAAUGUAUCUGUAAGGUGCAGCAACUUAGUUGGUGUCAAUGUCAAAAUUUUUUUAAGAUAAAGGAUAUGUAUUAGUGGAUGUACUGGUAAUUUGUUUUCAGCUAUUAAAAGUAUAAUUGUGACCCUUUCAGAUGUUGUCUUUUACCUUUCUUACGUACAGACAAAAACAAAAUUGGAAUUGUAUCAAUGUAGUUUAUUCUCUAGAAGGAUUUCAGUGGUUUGUUGUUAAUGAUUUUGAAUCCUUUGAUUGUCAUACUUUCAUCGGCCUUGGUUUGCCCAGUGUUUGUAGAACUUGUUGUCCCUCCUCAAGAACAUCAUUUGCUGUGACCAGAGAUGCCAUUCUUUACUGCACACCUUGUUUGGAAGGUAAGCUUUCCUGUCAAUACUAAAUUUGGAAGUGGCCAAUUACGCAUGGUCGAUUUAUUGUGGAUGUGGGUCCAUUUCAAAUACAUGUUCAGCUCAUUGAUUUAUCUCAGAUAUUUAAAUGUACUAAUUGUUGUUCCAUUGAAAACUGUUGACGCGUUUUAAAUGUGGAAAGCUAAUCCUCCGUAUGAAUGUGCUUUUGUGAAAAUCACGUAGACAGAAGAUCACAACCACAAUAUUUAUUUCUAUGUACACAGUUUUAGAAGUAAAUGUCAUUCAAUGCUUCUGUACAGCAUAUUGCUACAGAUAUUGCUGUAUUAAAAUUUCUACCAUAUUUUUUA